UUGCUUGGUCCUGCUAUUACUCUAUGGAGUAUAUUAGCAUUGCUUGGUCCUGGUAUUACUCUAUGGAGUAUAUUAGCAUUGCUUGGUCCUACUAUAACUCUAUGGAGUAUAUUAGCAUUGCUUGGUCCUGCUAUUACUCUAUGGAGUAUAUUAGCAUUGCUUGGUCCUGAUAUUACUCUAUGGAAUAUAUUAGCAUUGCUUGGUCCUGGUAUUACUCUAUGGAGUAUAUUAGCAUUGCUUGGUCCUGGUAUUACUCUAUGGAGUAUAUUAGCAUUGCUUGGUCCUGCUAUUACUCUAUGGAGUAUAUUAGCAUUGCUUGGUCCUGGUAUUACUCUAUGGAGUAUAUUAGCAUUGCUUGGUCCUGGUAUUACUCUAUGGAGUAUAUUAGCAUUGCUUGGUCCUGGUAUUACUCUAUGGAAUAUAUUAGCAUUGCUUGGUCAUGGUAUUACUCUAUGGAGUAUAUUAGCAUUGCUUGGUCCUGGUAUUACUCUAUGGAGUAUAUUAGCAUUGCUUGGUCCUGGUAUUACUCUAUGGAGUAUAUUAGCAUUGCUUGGUCCUGGUAUUACUCUAUGGAAUAUAUUAGCAUUGCUUGGUCCUGCUAUUAUUCUUUGGAGUAUAUUAGCAUUGCUUGGUCCUGGUAUUACUCUAUGGAGUAUAUUAGCAUUGCUUGGUCCUACUAUAACUCUAUGGAGUAUAUUAGCAUUGCUUGGUCCUGCUAUUACUCUAUGGAGUAUAUUAGCAUUGCUUGGUCCUGAUAUUACUCUAUGGAGUAUAUUAGCAUUGCUUGGUCCUGGUAUUACUCUAUGGAGUAUAUUAGCAUUGCUUGGUCCUGGUAUUACUCUAUGGAGUAUAUUAGCAUUGCUUGGUCCUGCUAUUACUCUAUGGAGUAUAUUAGCAUUGCUUGGUCCUGGUAUUACUCUAUGGAGUAUAUUAGCAUUGCUUGGUCCUGGUAUUACUCUAUGGAGUAUAUUAGCAUUGCUUGGUCCUGGUAUUACUCUAUGGAAUAUAUUAGCAUUGCUUGGUCCUGGUAUUACUCUAUGGAGUAUAUUAGCAUUGCUUGGUCCUGGUAUUACUCUAUGGAAUAUAUUAGCAUUGCUUGGUCCUGGUAUUACUCUAUGGAGUAUAUUAGCAUUGCUUGGUCCUGGUAUUACUCUAUGGAGUAUAUUAGCAUUGCUUGGUCCUGCUAUUACUCUAUGGUGUAUAUUAGCAUUGCUUGGUCCUGGUAUUACUCUAUGGAGUAUAUUAGCAUUGCUUGGUCCUCCUAUUACUCUAUGGAGUAUAUUAGCAUUGCUUGGUCCUGGUAUUACUCUAUGGAGUAUAUUAGCAUUGCUUGGUCCUGGUAUUACUCUAUGGAAUAUAUUAGCAUUGCUUGGUUCUGCUAUUACUCUAUGGAAUAUAUUAGCAUUGCUUGGUUCUGCUAUUACUCUAUGGAGUAUAUUAGCAUUGCUUGGUCCUGGUAUUACUCUAUGGAGUAUAUUAGCAUUGCUUGGGCCUGGUAUUACUCUAUGGAAUAUAUUAGCAUUGCUUGGUCCUGGUAUUACUCUAUGGAGUAUAUUAGCAUUGCUUGGUCCUGCUAUUACUCUAUGGAGUAUAUUAGCAUUGCUUGGUCCUGGUAUUACUCUAUGGAAUAUAUUAGCAUUGCUUGGUCCUGGUAUUACUCUAUGGAAUAUAUUAGCAUUGCUUGGUCCUGGUAUUACUCUAUGGAAUAUAUUAGCAUUGCUUGGUCCUGGUAUUACUCUAUGGAAUAUAUUAGCAUUGCUUGGUCCUGGUAUUACUCUAUGGAAUAUAUUAGCAUUGCUUGGUCCUGGUAUUACUCUAUGGAGUAUAUUAGCAUUGCUUGGUCCUGCUAUUACUCUAUGGAGUAUAUUAGCAUUGCUUGGUCCUGGUAUUACUCUAUGGAGUAUAUUAGCAUUGCUUGGUCCUGCUAUUACUUUAUGGAGUAUAUUAGCAUUGCUUGGUCCUGGUAUUACUCUAUGGAGUAUAUUAGCAUUGCUUGGUCAUGGUAUUACUCUAUGGAGUAUAUUAGCAUUGCUUGGUCCUGGUAUUACUCUAUGGAGUAUAUUAGCAUUGCUUGGUCCUGGUAUUACUCUAUGGAGUAUAUUAGCAUUGCUUGGUCCUGCUAUUACUCUAUGGAGUAUAUUAGCAUUGCUUGGUCCUGGUAUUACUCUAUAG
Molecule: messenger RNA, 2172 nt
Organism: Parnassius apollo (apollo)
Lineage: Eukaryota; Metazoa; Arthropoda; Insecta; Lepidoptera; Papilionidae
Source: the annotation of a GenBank genome assembly